GAGGGGUAUUUGACCGGUGUGUGUUCUCAAGAUUGGAAGACAUGACAGUGUUCAGGAGCAGCGUUCUGGUACAGGUUGGAAACUCUGAAGUUCUGAAAACCUUAAUAGACACAGAAAAGAAGAGGAGGAAUGGAAGUGCUGCUGAGUAAGUUCAGCUGACUAGUUCAGCCAACAGAAACGCCCUGCUCUAACAGACUUUCCAAGACAACACUAGAACUCUUCUAAGUCAAGCUGUGUGUCAGUCCGCUGUGUAUCAGUCCGCUGUGUAUCAGUCCGCUGUGUGACAGUCCGCUGUGUGACAGUCCGCUGUGUGACAGUCCGCUGUGUGUCAGUGAGCUGCAGGGAUGGCGCACCACGAGCAGAGCACAGCCACUUUCCCAGAACACAUCCGCAAGAAACGGAACGGUGAACAGCUGAGCGCUGGGGAGAUCCGAGACUUCAUACAGGGUGUCAAGGACAAGACCAUCCAAGAGAGCCAGAUUGGAGCCAUGCUGAUGGCAAUCUGGCUGCAGGGAAUGGUAGCAGAGGAGACUCUCGCACUGACGAAGGAGAUGAUGAUGUCAGGGGAAGUGAUGUCAUGGCCGGCAGAGUGGGAGGGGCUAAUGGUGGAUAAACACUCGACAGGUGGAGUGGGGGACAAGAUCAGCCUGGUGCUGGCUCCUGCUCUGGCUGCCUGCGGCUGCAAGGUACCCAUGAUAAGUGGCAGAGGUCUGGCACACACAGGCGGCACGCUUGACAAACUGGAGUCCAUCCCUGGCUUUAACGUCUAUCAGUCUGUACAACAGCUGCAUCGAAUCCUGGAGGAGGUUGGCUGUUGCAUUGUAGGACAGACAGAUAACCUGGUGCCUGCUGACAAGGUCAUGUACGCUCUGAGAGACGUUACGUCUACAGUCGACAGCCUCCCACUCAUCACAGGCUCUAUCAUAUCUAAGAACGGUCCUAAGUCUCUGAGUGCCUUGGUUCUUGAUGUGAAGUUUGGGAAUGCAGCUCUCUACAAAGACCUGGGCAGUGCCAAGUUGCUGGCCCAGUCCAUGGUGACAGUUGGGAACAGUUUGGGGAUCCGUACGGGGGCGGUGCUUAGUCGUAUGAACUGUCCUAUUGGUCGCUGUGUGGGGAACACUCUGGAAGUGAUGGAGUCCCUGGAGUGUCUAAAGGGGAGGGGCCCAAACGACAUACUGGAGCUGGUUACAAGUCUGGGUGGGCUGCUGUUGUGGAUGAUUGGCCGUGCAGGGAGCCUGGAGGAGGGUAAAAAGGUGAUCUCUACAACCCUGCAAAAUGGUGCAGCCCUGGAAAAGUUCCAGAACAUGAUGAUUGGUCAGGGAGUAGCCAGUCAGAUCGCUGCAUCACUCUGUUCAACCAACGCAGACUACUACAGCAUCCUGAGACAGGCACACUACCAGACAGAACUGGAGACACAGGGCCACGGAACAGUGCUGGACAUAGACGGCAUGGUCAUUGCUCAGGUGCUGCACAGGUUGGGGGCGGGACGUUCGAAGGCCGGAGACCCUGUCAAUCACAGCGUGGGGGCAGAGCUUCUGGUGUCUUUGGGACAUAAGGUGGAGAAAGGGCAGCCAUGGCUGCGUGUCCACUACGAGACUCCGGCGCUGAGUGCAGAGCAGAGACUCAGUCUACAAGGGGCGCUGACACUGGGGCCCGUCGACCUGCUACACACACAGCCACUAGUGGCAGAAAUCAUACUGCCAUAGUGACACAAAUCCACUCUAUGUUAAAGCUUGAUUGGGAGAUGCCUUUUUAAAGGAUGUAUAGUUCAGAACUAAAGCCUCUGUGUCCUGCUCUUCACUCUCAAAGUCCUCUCUGAUUCACUCAUAUAAAGACAUCAGAUUCUGUGGAGACUGAAUAGAUGUUUACCGUUUCCAGGAACUGUGUGAAGGCUGUUAAACAUUACUAAUGCUUGUGUCCUAAAAUAUCCUUCUUUAAGCCUCGGCAUUGGGCUUGAGAUGGUUAAAGAAACCCAUAUCAGAUAUAAAAGUGUGUGUGCACAUUAAUAGAGGCAUGUUGUAACUGUUCUGGGUGUGUAGAAUGACCCCAGGAUGUCUGUGAGCUCAGCCAAUACUUGACAGGAACUGACUGGUUCCUCUUAAGUUAACUGGAGAAGGUUUUAUCCUGCACACCAAUGAUUGAACUAUUGUUCUGUCUGGAGCCUGUUUCUGGGCAAAAUAUUCAUGUUUUGUGUGUGUGUGUGUGUAUGUGUGUGUAUGUGUGUGUGUGUGUGUGUGUGUGUGUGUGUGUGUGUGUGUGUGUGUGUGUGUGUGUGUGUGUGUGUGUGUGUGUGUGUGUGUGUGUGUGUGUGUGUGUGUGUGUGUGUGUGUGUGUGUGUGUGUGUGUGACCAGUACGACCAUACAUCAUCUAGGCUGACAGUCAAAGGCUCUAGCUUGCCCAACUUGGGGGAUCCGUUAAGCUACUCAAAUCAAAUCAAAGUUUAUUUUUCACAUGCACGGAAUACAACAGGUGUAGACCUUACAGUGAAAUGCUUACAUACAGACUCUAAACAAUAGUGCAGAAAAGGUAUUAGGUGAACAAUAGGUAAGUAAAAAAUUAAAAACAACAGUAAAAAGACACUGAAAAAUAACAGUAGUGAGGCUUUAUACAGUAGAGAGGCUAUAUACAGUAGAGAGGCUAUAUACAGUAGAGAGGAUAUAUACAGUAGUGAGGCUAUAUACAGUAGUGAGGCUUUAUACAGUAGAGAGGCUAUAUACAGUAGAGAGGAUAUAUACAGUAGAGAGGAUAUAUACAGUAGAGAGGCUAUAUACAGUAGAGAGGAUAUAUACAGUAGAGAGGCUAUAUACAGUAGAGAGGAUAUAUACAGUAGAGAGGCUAUAUUCAGUAGAGAGGCUAUAUUCAGUAGAGAGGCUAUAUACAGUAGAGAGGAUAUAUACAGUAGAGAGGCUAUAUACAGUAGUGAGGCUAUAUACAGUAGAGGCUAUAUACAGUAGAGAGGCUAUAUUCAGUAGAGAGGCUAUAUACAGUAGAGAGGCUAUAUACAGUAGAGAGGCUAUAUACAGUAGAGAGGCUAUAUUCAGUAGAGAGGCUAUAUUCAGUAGAGAGGCUAUAUACAGUAGAGAGGCUAUAUACAGUAGAGAGGCUAUAUACAGUAGAGAGGCUAUAUUCAGUAGAGAGGCUAUAUUCAGUAGAGAGGCUAUAUACAGUAGUGAGGCUAUAUACAGUAGAGAGGCUAUAUACAGUAGUGAGGCUAUAUACAGUAGUGAGGCUAUAUACAGCCAUUAACAGCCUUUCAAAGCACUUCAUGGCUACGGACGUGAGUGCUACGGGUCUGUGGUCAUUUAGGCAGGUUGCCUUUGUGUUCUUGGGCACAGGAAAUAUGGUGGUCUGCUUGAAACAUGUUUGUAUUACAGUCUCAAUGAAAAUGUCAGUGAAGACACCUGCCAGUUGGUCAGCACAUGCCCGGAGCACACGUCCUGGUAAUCCGUAUGGCCCCGCAGCCUUGUGAAUGUUGACGUGUUUAAAGGACUUACGUCGGCUACGGAGAGCGUGAUCACACAGUCGUCGGGAACAGCUGAUGCUCUCAUGCAUGCCUCAGUGUUGCUUGCCUCGAAGCGAGCAUAGAAGUGAUUUAGCUCGUCUGGUAGGCUCGUGUCACAGGGCAGCUCUCAGCCGUGCUUCCCUUUGUAGUCUGUAAUAGUUUGCAAGCCCUGCCACAUAAGACGAGCGUCGGAGCCGGUGUAGUAUGAUUCAAUCUUAGCCCUGUAUUGACGCUUUGCCUGUUUGAUGGUUCGUCACAGGGCAGGGCAGGAUUUCUUAUAAGCUUCCGGGUUAGAGUCCCGCACCUUGAAAGCGGCAGCUCUACCCUUUAGCUUAUAGUGCGAAUGUUGCCUAUAAUCCUAGGCUUCUGGUUGUGGUAUGAACGUACAGUCACUGUGGGGAUGACGUCCUCAAUUCACUUAUUGAUAAAGCCAGUGACUGAUGUGGUGUACUCCUCAAUGCCAUCAGAAGAAUCGCGGAACAUGUUCCAGUCUGUGAUAGCAAAACAGUCUUGUAGUUUAGCAUCUGAUUCAUCUGACCACUUUUUUAUAGACCGAGUCACUGGUGCUUCCUGCUUUCAUUUUUGCUUGUAAGCAGGAAUCAGGAAGAUAGAGUUGUGGUCGGAAGUAUGUCAGGCGUGACUUCCUGACUGUUAUCCAGAAACACACACAGUAAGCCAAGACAAAUGCUGAUCGACAGCUGACUGUGUUAUAUCAGUUUCACUGACAGUUUCAUUCGUGUGUGUAGGGAUUUUCCUUUUUGGUUUGUCUCAGCAUGAACUCAACAGAUUCUUCCAAAACAACAACGAUACUACUUUCCACAUUGCUUCUAAAUAUGAAAACACAUCUCUAUUAUAAUAUAAAUAUAAGAACAAAAUGUUUGGCCAGUAUGGCCCUAACAACCUGGUAACUUUAACAUUAUGCAAACAUUUGGUGACAGAAAGAAAGGGAACAUUACAGAAAGAAAGGAGAUAUUACUGCACUGUUGGAGCUGGAACACAAGCAUUUCACUACUCACUCACAUACAUCUGAUAAAUAUGUGUACGUGACCAAUAAAAUGUAGUUUGAUUUGAUUUGUAAAGGAUAUCAUAAAGGCCCAAUGUAGGCUACAUAUCAAUCAAUAGAAAAAUGUUUUGCAAAUGUAUUGAAAAUUAAAUACAGAAAUCAAAUUUGCAUAAGUAUUUACACCCCUGAGUCUAUACUUAUAGAAGCACCUUUGGCAGCGAUUACAGAUUUGCUUUGUCUUGGGUUUGUUUGUAUCAGCUUUGCACAUCUGGAUUAGGGGUUUUUCUCCCAUUCUUCCUUUUCUCACGCUCUGUUAAAUUAGAUGGGGAGCGGUGAAAAACAGCAAUCUUCAAGUCCUUCAAUCCACAGAUUUUCAAUGGGUUCAAGUCUGGGCUUUGGCUGGGCCACUCAAGGACUUCCACAUUCUUGUUCUGAAGUCAUUCCAGUAUUGCUUUGGCUGUAUAUUUGGGGACAUUGUUCUGUUGGAACGUAAGUCUUUGCCUCAGUCUAAAGUUGUUUGCACUCUGAAGCAGGUCAUCAUCAAGGAUUUGCCUGUAUUUGGAUCCAUUCAUUGUUCCUCUGUCCUUGCCAGUCUCCCAGUCCAUGCCGCUGAAAAGUAUCCCCAUAGCAUGAUGCUGCCACCACGCUUCACUGUAGGGAUGGUGUUAGACGGGUGAUGAGCUGUGCCUGGUUUUCUCAACAUGGUCUCAGAGCAGUUCGUAUUAUUUUGUGCGUAUGUAAUCCAAAACACUCCAUUUACUGUGAUAUGUUACGUUUCGUAUGGUAUCUUAUUUUGUGGAUGUCCAUUAUCCAUUUUGUAUGAUAUGUUAUGAAUUACAAUUCAUAAUACAAUUCCUACAAUAUGUUUUGAAUUUGUUAAAUGUAUGACAUGUCACGAAUUACAAUUUGUUGUUGCUAACAGCUAGGUGGCUAACGCUAACUAGCUCUAGGGGUUAAGGUUAGUGGAAGGGUUAGCUAAAAGGGUUAGGGGAAAGGUUAGGGGAAGGGUUAGCGAACUUGAUAAGUAGUUCCAACGUAGCUAAAAAUUUGUUUCAAUGUUGCUAACCCGACUAAUCACCCUACUAUUGUUUUUGCCUUAAGAAACCUGUUUUAUGUAACCAUUAUAGAGGAAAUGAUUGAAUUACCUAUGUAGAUUAAUUGAACAUACUAUGCUGUUUUUACUUGGAGAAUUAUCCAUGGUUAUAUUUUAGUAUAGGCUUGUCUUAUGUGACUUAGUCAUGGGUCUGGGCGUACAGAUAAGAGACGUUUGGGUGCAACUGCAGUAUGUGAGAUCCUGUUUUAACAAUCUACAGGAACUUUGAUGUGUGAAAACUAUAAGGGAAAUAUUACGUAUUUACCUGCUUUGUUGAAUAUUGAUUGUUGAAUUAUAUGCUUAACAAUAGUAAGAGAUUUUCAUAACUACAAAUGCUGUGCUUCUGUAAAGGGAUGGUUCCCCUCUUGCUCCCUGCAGCUGGUCUGUGGGUAUAGUCAAGGACAUGGUGUGAGCCGAUAUAGAGAGAGCCUGAGAAAUAGAACAAACCCCUAUUUGUUUCUAAUCAUCUAUGCUUCUGAGAAUCUAAUCCAGGGUACGGGGAAACAACACCCGGUGAACAUAACCACAAGAUGAACCCAAGGUAGCUUAUGAUGCCUCGAUCUGCAUGGGAGGAGUGGAACCAGCCAUGACUAAGCAUUUCUAGGUCUGCUAUAUAGGACCUCUGUUUCUUCUGUACCGUUGAGCUCUCUGUCUUACACUCAAGAGUGUGGGGUCGACCAGCUUCAUUAUUGCAAUUCUUAUUAAAUAAAGAAGAUCGUUUGAAGAAA
Oncorhynchus kisutch (coho salmon) is the source of this 6327-nucleotide messenger RNA. RefSeq names its product thymidine phosphorylase-like. NCBI's taxonomy places the organism in Eukaryota, Metazoa, Chordata, Actinopteri, Salmoniformes, Salmonidae. The transcript has 11 exons. The record is from RefSeq and is a predicted model, not a curated record. Gene Ontology annotation, cellular component: cytosol. The coding region runs from base 345 to 1706 and encodes 453 amino acids. Gene Ontology annotation, molecular function: pyrimidine-nucleoside phosphorylase activity; 1,4-alpha-oligoglucan phosphorylase activity. Gene Ontology annotation, biological process: pyrimidine nucleobase metabolic process; pyrimidine nucleoside metabolic process.